AUGGAUGCCGCGGUCGAGCCGGCGACGCCUUUCAGCGCCGUCACCGCCCAGACCAGCAAGCUUCAAAGGCAAUACCAAGCCCUCCUCGACCAGUCGACUCCGUAUGUCCUCUACCGCUGGAUCGGCACCGGCGUCGCCCUGUUCAUCUUCUUCCUGCGCAUAUUCUUGGCGCAGGGCUGGUACAUUGUCGCAUACGCCCUCGGCAUCUACCUGCUCAACCUGUUCCUCGCCUUCCUCCAGCCCAAGUUCGACCCGUCCAACGAUGCGCUCGACAACGACAUGGAGGACGGGGCCAUCGGCACCCUCCCUACCAAGAAGGACGAGGAGUUCCGGCCCUUUAUUCGCCGCCUGCCCGAGUUCAAGUUCUGGCACUCGGCCACCCGCGCUAUCGCUGUCUCGUUCCUGUGCAGCUGGUUCGAAAUUUUUAACGUGCCCGUCUUCUGGCCCGUCCUGGUCAUGUACUGGUUCAUGCUGUUCAUCCUGACGAUGAGGAAGCAAAUCCAGCACAUGAUUAAGUACCGCUACGUGCCCUUCACCAUCGGCAAGGCACGCUACACCAAGAACAGCGCCUAG
Messenger RNA from Parathielavia appendiculata, 573 nucleotides. Its product is annotated as retrieval of early ER protein Rer1. The transcript has 4 exons. The record is from RefSeq and is a predicted model, not a curated record. Gene Ontology annotation, biological process: protein retention in ER lumen; retrograde vesicle-mediated transport, Golgi to endoplasmic reticulum. The coding region runs from base 1 to 573 and encodes 190 amino acids. NCBI's taxonomy places the organism in Eukaryota, Fungi, Ascomycota, Sordariomycetes, Sordariales, Chaetomiaceae. Gene Ontology annotation, cellular component: Golgi membrane.